Bombus pyrosoma is the source of this 748-nucleotide messenger RNA. RefSeq lists its product as uncharacterized. The record is from RefSeq and is a predicted model, not a curated record. NCBI's taxonomy places the organism in Eukaryota, Metazoa, Arthropoda, Insecta, Hymenoptera, Apidae. The transcript is spliced from 3 exons. Bases 242 to 748 code for a protein of 168 amino acids.
UUUCACGUUUCACCUAUAUAAACUAAUGGUCCGGCCUAGGGCGAAUGUCAGUUAACAUUUCAUUUGCCAGCUGGACAGUUCGCCUGUCAUCAUCUUGUGCCGUCAUACUUUUUUCAUCGUCAGAUCUUUCGAUGAUCGUGAAUCAUAGUUUACUACAGCUUUCAGUGUGUGCCGCGCUGCUUCUCGAUUCUCCGCAGAAUAUUAACCACUGGUGAAAGAAAUUGUCAGAUGAGACAGAAGAAUGCUGAUGGUGUACCCGCUGUUUCUUCUGCCUUUGUUAACGGCGACCGAAACCACGCAGCCCACGAUGAUGCAGGAGAGUUGGAAGCCUCAGUUGGAAAAUUCGACGACUGCUACGGACUGGAUCAGUGAUAGCAUUCUGAACGCUGUGGACGAUGUUCUUCCUGUGACUCGUUCUUCUUUCGAAGCUCGCAAGAGGAAGAGACACAAGCUGAACAAAUACAUCCUCCCCUUGAUUGUGGGAGUUAUAUUAAUCAAAUCGAUUCUUCUGCCUAUAGCGUUGAAAACCUUGGCUAUAUUAAGUGGGAAGGCAGUGGUUCUGAGUUUGAUGAGUCUAAUUCUGGCAGCUAUCGUAGGAUUGAAGAAGGUCGCUCAGGCUCACUCGGCAAGUUACGAGGUGGUGAAUAUGCCAGUGAAUAAAUACAAGAGACAGGACUUUUUCGAGGGCGACGACACAAUGGACACUGAGCCUUACAAAUUUUACAGGGAACGCCACAGGAAAAAGUAA